This is a messenger RNA of Capsicum annuum, 832 nucleotides long. RefSeq lists its product as uncharacterized. The transcript has 2 exons. NCBI's taxonomy places the organism in Eukaryota, Viridiplantae, Streptophyta, Magnoliopsida, Solanales, Solanaceae. The coding region runs from base 83 to 832 and encodes 249 amino acids. The record is from RefSeq and is a predicted model, not a curated record.
UAGCAUUGUGAACUUGAAGAAAAGAAUUUCAAACUUUAAAAAGAAAUUUCUGUGACAUAUUGUUGUCAUUGAAUAUACAAAAAUGGCCAAAUGCCUUAGCUUCACAGCAUCAAGAGAUCGUUUUUACCGAUAUUUUUUCUCUUUUUCUGGGCUUCGUUCUGUAACAACAGAUCUUGAAGAUGACACCACUAUGCAUUGUUGGAUACCUAAAGUUCAUGAACCAACAAAACCUAACCUCUUUCUUAUCCAUGGAUUUGGUGCCAAUGCAAUGUGGCAAUAUAGUGAUCUUCUAAGACAUUUUACUCCUUAUUUCAAUGUCUACCUUCCUGAUCUCCUCUUCUUCGGAGCCUCUGCCACCAAGUGCCCGGAGAGGACGGAGAGUUUUCAGGCAAGAUGUGUGAAGAAGUUGAUGGAGGUGCAUGGUGUACUUAGGACGAGUCUUGUUGGGAUCAGUUAUGGGGGAUUUGUUGGUUAUAGUGUUGCAGCUCAAUACCCAGAGACCGUGGAGAGGUUGGUGUUGUGUUGCGCAGGCGUUUGCUUAGAGGAGAAGGAUAUGAAAGAUGGCUUGUUUCAAGUCUCUGAUCUCGACGAAGCUACUAGCAUUUUAUUGCCACAGACACCUGAGAAGCUAAGAGAAUUGAUGCGUUUCUCCUUUUUUAAGCCUGUCAAAGUCAUGCCAUCCUACUUCCUAUCUGAUUUUAUCGACGUAUGUGUAUCCGGAAAUAAGCUUCUGAUCAUUAAAAUUUAUGGGAAAAUGCUUUGUUUCUACCCUAAACUAUACACGAAAUUUUUGAGACACACUCAAACUUUUAGGAGGGUUCUAUUACCCUGA